AUCUCUCUACUCGAUUGGCAGAUUAGUUGGGCAAAAAUGUCUCCAAUGCCCAAGCUUUUCAUCUUCCUACUCGUCAUCGUGUCUUCAUACUUGGCCAGUAUGACCGAAGCUGGCCGAGCAGUCCCCAAACACAAGCCGGCAAGCCUCGCAGCUCGGCUGAAGGUGGCGGAGAACGGGUCGGACUCGUCGAACUGCUGGGAGUCGAUGUUCCAGCUACAAGCCUGCACCGGCGAGGUGAUCAUGUUCUUCCUCAACGGAGAGACUUACUUGGGCCCUAGCUGUUGCCAAGCCAUCAGGACCAUCGAGCAUGACUGUUGGCCCAACUUGUUGGCUUCGCUAGGCUACACGACCGAAGAGGGCGACAUCCUUGAAGGCUACUGCGAUGCUGCCACCACCCUGCGCCCGCCGUUGGUGGUGGCGCCUAACAAGGAUGUUCCAAACAGCGGAGGGUGAUGGUCAUUUGGUUUUGGGACAAGCUAUUUGGGUCAUUUAGGAGUUGGGUCUCGUAAAUAAUGUGGGGUGUUGGGCUUUGUGGGUCUGUUUUCAAGAAGUUUGAGUUUGUUGGGUCGGAAGCAAAUCAAAAAGUGUCCCACAAUGUCUGCUUGUUUUCUUGUGGGUCGAGGUUUGUUUUGCUUACGUAGACUAAAAGGUCAAGGUCAGAGUCAAUGAGGAAGGUAGUCCCGCAUGUUUAUAGAAGGGAAUAAGAAAUGUUUUAGCGAUAUACAGAUCGAUGUUAACCCCUUUGUUGUUUCAA
Rhodamnia argentea is the source of this 754-nucleotide messenger RNA. RefSeq names its product egg cell-secreted protein 1.1-like. The transcript has a single exon. NCBI's taxonomy places the organism in Eukaryota, Viridiplantae, Streptophyta, Magnoliopsida, Myrtales, Myrtaceae. Gene Ontology annotation, biological process: double fertilization forming a zygote and endosperm. Bases 37 to 453 code for a protein of 138 amino acids. The record is from RefSeq and is a predicted model, not a curated record.